Messenger RNA from Physella acuta, 2768 nucleotides. Its product is annotated as zinc metalloproteinase nas-13-like. Gene Ontology annotation, biological process: proteolysis. NCBI's taxonomy places the organism in Eukaryota, Metazoa, Mollusca, Gastropoda, Physidae. Gene Ontology annotation, molecular function: metalloendopeptidase activity; zinc ion binding. The record is from RefSeq and is a predicted model, not a curated record.
AGUUUGUCAGAACAGUCAGUGUACAUGUAAGGGGACAUCUUGUAGUGGUCAGUCAGGUUUGUCAGAACAUCUUGUAGUUGUCAGUCAAGUUUAUUAGGACAUUAUACAUGUCUAUGUUCACGUUAGUCGGCGAAGUUUGUUAGGGCAUUAUUCACAUCUCUGAGGCUAUAUUCAAGUUGGACAGUCAAGGGUGUCGGUUCGUUUAAAGAAAGUACAAAACAAACAAAACAAACAACAACCGCACAGAAUAUUUUAUUUUCCGUGUUCUCUAGAUAUUGUACAUUGAGGGAAAUGGCUCAACAAUGCAGAUCGUGUGUAGGUGUUAUGUUAUUUUAUGUGCUGUUGGUUAGCGUCAGAGGCAAGUCUCUUGAGAAACAAAUCAUGGACGGAGCCCCCAAGGCGGAGAUGUUUGACCUUUUUCACCUGACACCGGACGGAGAGGUCAUGGUCAUGACGGAAUUUGACCUUUUGUUGACCUGGAAGGAAUACAAGUCGCUUUACGCCAAAGAAAAUCGCCCUAAGAGAAAAGCGAGACGAGAUUUAGCCACACGAUGGACCAACUGUAAUGUCUACUACGAGAUCGAUUCAUCGAUCAUUGACGACAACGAUAAGAAGCUAAUCAGGCAGGCUAUCGGCGAGUGGGAGAAGUACACCUGCUUGGUGUUUUCUGAAAGUAGGAGCAAUCAGAACCGUAUCCAGUUCAAGGACGGGGGCGGGUGCUACUCACAGCUGGGCAUGCAGAGCAAGCCCCAGCCUAUCGCCCUGGCCCCGGGCUGUCGCACCCCCGGGAUCAUCGCCCACGAGAUUGGGCACGCCAUUGGUUGGUACCACGAACACAUGCGUCCGGAUAGAGAUACGUACAUCAAGAUAAACUUAGACUCCGUCCCGAUGAGAUUCCAGGACAAUUUUAAGAAAUACGACGAAAGUAUCAUCAACACCUACGACAUUGAUUACGACUAUACCAGCAUAAUGCAUUAUGGAACUGGGACUCUUCCCGGAUCCAUCACAACACUAGACCCGGAAUUUCAAGACAAAAUCGGACAAAGGGAAGGGUUUUCGUUCAAAGACAUCAAGCUUGCUAACGUUAUGUACAGCUGUGCUGAGCUAAUGUGUCCCAAACCAUUGUCCCCGUGUCCAUAUGGAGGCUUUGUCAUGUCCAAAUCCCUAAAUGGCAGUAAAAAAUGUGAAUGUUGGUGCGACUCAGGCAAUGUCAGCAACCCGCUCAUCUUGUGCUCGAAGUUAAGCAAAGGACCAACUCCCCCUAUACCCCUCCCUCCCCCUGAACCAUCCGUAGAGAAGCUUUGCUACGACGUACGAGAAGACUGCGCAGAAAUGAAAGAAAAAGGCAAGUGUAUGACGGACAUGGAGCUGAUGAUGGACGUGUGUGGAAAAACCUGCAACUUCUGCGGGAAAGGCGAGAAAAUGUGCAUGGACCACGAGAAAAGCUGCAAGUUGAUGGCGGCGGCAGGGUCCUGUCAAAUCCCGGCUCUGAAACCAGUUUUAGAAAAACUUUGCCCCUCGUCCUGUGGCGUAUGUGCCCCCCUCCCCCCUUGUGACGUUCAGCAGGAAAUGAUGGGGAAGCCUGUGGGCGACUCCCAUAACUCAGCUAGUUCCAGUUUUAAUGUGAUGUUGUCUCCCCUUAUUAUAAGUUUUUCCAUUAGGUUGUUGCAAUACAUCUAACCAGUAGCAUUAUUAAUAAUAUAGAUGUUAUAUGUUAAUUUGUACAUAAUGUGAAUACUAAAUCAUUCAUGUGAAACUGCACAAUGCUCAAUUCAAUGUAAUGUAAUGUUGUUAUUUUAAUUUUUAUAAAGUUUACUGUUUUGUUCUAAAGCAAAUUUUUGUGUGAAAUAAAUGUACAGUUUUGAGUUCGUGUGUAGAUAGAAUUAUAUGUCAACCUACCACACAUGUCUACUGACGAGGGAACAUUUAAAGAACACCCACUUGUGUGAGCACUUAACAUGUAUUGUUGUGAUGGUCAUCUCAAGUCAUAUCAAGUAGGGUGUGGGUGUUCCUAACCGAAAUAACAGGGUGGACGGUUGGUUGUUUGUGUAAGUGGUAGCGAGUGUGGACGGUUGGUUGGAAGAGAUAAAGAGGGUGGACGGUUGGUUGGAAGAGAUAAAGAGGGUGGACGGUUGGUGGUUGUGUAAGUGGUAGCGAGUGUGGACGGUUGGUGGUUGUGUAAGUGGUAACGAGUGUGGACGGUUGGUGGUUGUGUAAGUGGUAGCGAGUGUGGACGGUUGGUGGUUGUGUAAGUGGUAGCGAGUGUGGACGGUUGAUUGUUUGUGUAAGUGGUAGCGAGUGUGGACGGUUGGUGGUUGUGUAAGUGGUAGCGAGUGUGGACAGUUGAUUGCAAGAGAUAAAGAGGGUGGACGGUUGGUUGCAAAAGAUAAAGAGGGUGGACGGUUGGUUGCAAAAGAUAAAGAGGGUGGACGGUUGUUUAGAGAAUGAGCAAGAUAAGUGCUUUAAACAAGUUAUUAUUUUAGUUGUUAUUGUUAUUUUUAUCGUUACACGAGAAGAGCGAUGACAAAAGUAAUUAGAGAAUGUGUAAUGUAUGUUUCUCUAGGCUGGUAAUGAAUGAUUUUGUGUAAGCGACUGUGCGGCAUACAUUGCUUACAUUUUAAAUACAUGUACUUAUACAUAUAUAACUGAUGUAAUGAUCUAAGAUAAUUAUUUGUUCAAUAUCAUUCAUUUUAAAAUUUUAAAUAGCUGUUGUUGCAAAUUUGUUAAAAGUUUUUGUUGUUGAAAUAUAUGCUAAAACGUUUCCUGAA